Exophiala oligosperma is the source of this 1435-nucleotide messenger RNA. Its product is annotated as pre-mRNA-splicing factor cwc15. Gene Ontology annotation, molecular function: RNA binding. Gene Ontology annotation, biological process: mRNA cis splicing, via spliceosome. Gene Ontology annotation, cellular component: catalytic step 2 spliceosome. Lineage: Eukaryota; Fungi; Ascomycota; Eurotiomycetes; Chaetothyriales; Herpotrichiellaceae. The transcript has 5 exons. The record is from RefSeq and is a predicted model, not a curated record. Bases 48 to 752 code for a protein of 234 amino acids.
CGCCGACUGUGAUCUUGCACAAUUUUCUCUUCUCUUCGCUAUUCAAGAUGACCACCGCUCAUCGACCCACGUUUGACCCCGCCAGAGGAAAAGAAGCUCAACGUGGUCCUGCCUAUCACCAGAGGUUACUUCCAGCGCAUACUCUUUUGAAAGUCCGGCAACCAGGUCAAGGUGGAGCGGCUGAUCCAGAACAGCGAGAUCUACGAGCCGAACUACUGGCUGCAGAGGCAGCGCACUUUGCAAAGAAAGGGAAGAGCACACAACCUUCCGGUGAUGCUCCGAAUCCUUUGAAGCGCGAGCUCGAAACUGCUCCAGAUGCUGGGGAAGACGAACGGGAUGGCGACGAAGAUCCAGAGGCGAAACGAAGACGAAUUCUUGAGGAAACCCGAGACAUAGACGCAGAUUCGGACGCAGGUGACAGCGAUAGCAGCAGCGAGGAGGAUAGUGACGAAGAAGACGAGACAGCAGAAUUGAUGCGUGAAUUGGAAAAAAUCAAGCGAGAACGGGCAGAGCAAAAAGCCCGGGAAGAAGCCGAACAAGCCAAACAAGCGCAAGAGGAGCGCGAAGAGAAUAUUGCACUCGGGAAUCCUCUACUGAACCCGAAGGCGUUCAAUGUCAAACGAAGAUGGGAUGACGACGUGGUGUUCAAGAAUCAGGCUCGAGGCACUGAACAAAAGGGCAACAAGGAAUUUGUCAAUGAUUUAUUACGAUCAGAUUUUCACAAGAAGUUUAUGUCGAAGUAUGUCCGAUAAGCAAAGCUGGUCACACCGGUCUUUUCGAGAGACAGGAGAUGCCGCAAUGGUGAUCUAAUGCUGCGUCGGGAAACUUUGUUUGAAACUCAUACGGGAAAAGGAAGAGGAUGGGAGGCUGCAGUCCAUUUCCUCUGACUCCCAACGGUGGGAGAUUCUAAGAUGCCCUCAAGGGCCGAUAACUUUGUGGCGCUGAAGACGGGAGUACUAAACUUCCUCUCACCGCCCAAAUCAAGCAUUUCUCGGCAGGGGAAUCUCCCGAUCUCCCCAGAUCCGCGAUUUGCGUAUCCGUGUCAACAGAUAUGAGCAAAGCAAGGAGAACCACCCGGCAUCAGUUUAGUCACUACUAGCGAUUGGGUUCGAGAUGGAGCAGAAACUUGGACAUGUUGCUCGCUAGCUCUACACACGAUCAAGUUCGAGCCGAACGCCACACGGUUCAAUACAGCAAGGCGAAGCAGGGGUCAGGGCUGCACAGCAUAAAGGAUAUCCAAGAUUUUGGACCUGGUGACAUAGAAAUGCACGUCAUACGCGUUUGCAGGACAUUUGACGAAGGGCUCACUAGGCUAUCUUGCUCGUAGAGGGAAAGGGAGGCCUCAGAUGGGGACCCAUCCGAGUACGAGGAGGACCUAUUGUAGGAUGAGAGUACGUACCAAUGCGGGGACAGGAAGUGAGAUGCAAUUCCGGCC